AUGUCUCCCCACGUCGUCGAGUCCAGCGACGGCAGCACACUCACUGCUCAGCUAGCAAGCCGCUACUUCCGACCUGGAGGUGUCGUCAAAGGCUUCGUGCAACUCGCAACUCGUCAGCAGAUUUCUGAUGCACGUACGGAGAUAUCAUACGUCAUCGCUCAAGUCCACGGCCAUAUUGCGGUGGAUAGUAAUCUACUGACGCUUCCAGUCGUGCAUUUACAGUCGCCCCUUCGUGGUGCUGCUUCAAACGAUGAGGAACAAUCAAGACUGGACCGUCACAUGUCCAAGCACGAGCUUCUGGGGGACAAUAUCGACGCGUCAUUACCCGAUGUACGCAACUUCUCGGGCGACACGGGCACGUGCAUUUUCCGUUCUGGGCCGUCGGUUCUGCUCUCGGAUUUGAACAUUGCACCGAAUCUUUCAGAGACUGAAGCAAGAACCAUCAAGAAGAGCCAUGGAGCUAGUGCUGAUACUGCGUCUGUGGCUGUUUCACUCGAAGCUGCUCGAGAGGAGACGGCAAAGCGCUGCAUGCGGGAGUUUGCUAUUGCACUGCCCAAGAACAUGUGCCCGAGCUUCCGCGGCACUUCUGCUCGUGUCUUUUAUUUGGUCUCAAUCACAGUGCAAGGUGCAAGUCCUGGGACUAAAGCAGUGUCGAUACACUUGCCAUUUGAUGUCUAUGGCGCCGAGUACUUGUUCGAAGCUAGCACAGUUGCUUGUGCGACUGAUCCAGUAGUGAGUCAAGACACAGACGCUUGUGACGCUGUGGAUGUUGGCAAAAGUACCGAGGCGACGGCUGAUGAGCAGCAGGCUGUAGGUGGCACGACUCGUGUUGGACGACUUGCCUCGUUGGCAGCACUAGCACCUGUUGGAGUGCGUAAAGGAAGCGAGCUUGCGUUCGAACUACGCCCUUCACUCAUGCACGGCCGCGUGGAAACGGAGCUACUGCAGCGUCCACAGACGAGCAUCUUUACAAUUGGCAAAGACAGCAGUCACCUGGUGCGUUUCCUGCUUACAAAACAGUCCUACCAGCCAGGAGAUAUUCUACUGGGUAUGUUUGACUUCACGCGUGCUAGCAUCCCGUGCUACGAAGUAUCAGCGACACUGUGUCUCGAAGAGACUCUUUCUACACGAGCACUUGAGCCCGGACGCGUCGUGCAGUCCAAUGUCUUUGGAAGCUUUCGCGAGCGCACCUUGGGUGUACUGCAGACGAACGCUCGCUUCAGCAUUCCUUACGAUGCACUGCCAACGAUAAACACGGACCUCGUGCGCUUCCAAUGGCUGCUACGCUUUGAGUUUUCAGCAGGGGCUGCAGCAGCUCCGCAGCCGACUCCAAGCACUCGUGCCGCUUCGUCGCGGCAAAUGUUUCAAUGGCACGUACCGAUCGUUGUGCAGCCCGCAGUGGCCACGGACCGCCACCGGCUCGCAAACGUGCCACACAAGCUCUAUUCUGGCAGUACGCGGGUAGCGGACUUAUCAUCGUCGUCGUGA
Messenger RNA from Peronospora matthiolae, 1488 nucleotides. NCBI's taxonomy places the organism in Eukaryota, Oomycota, Peronosporomycetes, Peronosporales, Peronosporaceae. The record is from the annotation of a GenBank genome assembly.